CAGGGAAGUUUGGAUGGUGAGCUUCCUCUGAAAAAGAAGACUGACAUAUGCACAAUAAUGUACACCAGUGGAACAACAGGAGAACCAAAAGGUGUUGUUCUUACUAAUGAGGUGAUCAUGACAGAAGUACUGAGCAUAGACCAAUUAUUUGAGAUUACAGACAAAGGGCGUUCAGAAGAGGAUACAUACUUCUCAUUCCUUCCUUUGGCCCAUAUAUAUGAUCAAACAAUGGAGAACUAUUGCAUCUACAAGGGUUGCUCCAUAGGAUUUUGGCGAGGCGAUGUCCGAUAUUUGAUGGAUGACAUUCAGGAGCUGAAACCAACUAUAUUUUGUGGGGUUCCAAGAGUUUAUGAUCGUAUAUACACUGGAAUAUCCAAUAAAAUUGCAUCUGGAGGUUUAUUGUCGAAGAAAGUAUAUGAAUUUGCAUAUAACUACAAGUUGAGCUAUUUAGAGAAGGGUCUGCCACAAGACAAAGCAGCACCUAGGUUGGACAAUUAUGUCUUCAGUAAGAUACGGCAAGCAUUAGGGGGAAGACUCCAAGUCAUGUUAUCUGGUGCCGCGCCAUUGCCUAUGCAUGUCGAGGAGUUUCUGAGGGUCACUAGUGGCACUCCUAUAACACAAGGAUAUGGUCUUACUGAAAGUUGUGGUGGGUGUUUUACAUCCUUAGCCAAUGUAUUUCCCAUGAUGGGAACUGUUGGGGUCCCUAUCACAACCAUUGAAGCAAGGCUUGAGUCAGUGCCGGAGAUGGGAUAUGAUGCCCUUUCCAGCAUGCCACGGGGAGAAAUUUGCCUCAGGGGAACCACCUUGUUCUCAGGUUACUACAAGCGGCCAGAUAUAACCAAAGAAGUUGUUGUUGAUGGCUGGUUCCAUACAGGUGACAUUGGAGAAUGGCAACCAAAUGGAGCAAUGAAAAUAAUUGACAGAAAAAAGAAUAUAUUCAAGCUGUCGCAAGGUGAAUAUGUUGCUGUGGAGAGCAUCGAAAACAUAUACUUGCAAUGCCCUCUUAUUGCAUCAAUAUGGGUGUAUGGGAACAGUUUCGAGUCAUUUCUUGUUGCUGUGGUGGUCCCUGACAAAAAGGCACUUGAGGAAUGGGCGGCAAACCACCUUCCUGAGGCAGUUGAUUAUAAAUCACUGUGCAAAAACCUCAAGGCAAGGAAAUACAUUUUAGAUGAGCUGAAUAGCACUGGUCAGAAACACAAGCUUCGAGGUUUUGAGAUGUUAAAAGCUGUUUACUUGGAACCAACUCCUUUUGACAUAGAGAGGGACCUAGUUACUCCAACAUUUAAACUCAAGAGGCCUCAAUUGCUCAAAUACUACCAGAACCAGAUUGAUGAACUGUACAGUGAAGCUAAGGAACCGAAGGUAUAAGAAGCUGUUUUGGAAGCUUCAAAACCUGAUGUUCAGAUAUACAGAUCUCUAAAAGUUUCCUGCUUCUGUUUCCCAUUUAGUCUUGUUCGUAUACCUUAGUGAAAGAGAAUACCCGACAACUGAAGUGACUUGGAAUGCUGAUCCUUGUUAUUAUUUGUAGAUAAAUAAGAAUGUUUGAAGCUUUCUAAUAUGUGAAAUUAUGUAAACACUAGUCAAAUUUUAAAACUACAAAGAUGUUUUCUGCUGUCA
This is a messenger RNA of Pistacia vera, 1617 nucleotides long. RefSeq names its product long chain acyl-CoA synthetase 2-like. Gene Ontology annotation, cellular component: endoplasmic reticulum; membrane. Bases 58 to 1368 code for a protein of 436 amino acids. NCBI's taxonomy places the organism in Eukaryota, Viridiplantae, Streptophyta, Magnoliopsida, Sapindales, Anacardiaceae. Gene Ontology annotation, molecular function: long-chain fatty acid-CoA ligase activity. The record is from RefSeq and is a predicted model, not a curated record. The transcript is spliced from 11 exons. Gene Ontology annotation, biological process: wax biosynthetic process; cutin biosynthetic process.